AUGGACCAGGGGAAGAAGUCAUCCACCGAGCUGCUGACGGCUCCGGGGCCGGAGGACCAGGACGCAGGAGCAGGGCGGGAGAAGCUGGAGGAGGAUAGAGGUCAAAGGGAGGAGCAGGAGGAGCAGGAGGAGGAGGAGAUCUCUGAUGAGGACUACGACACCGACUUGGAGCUGGACGACCAGGAGGAGGCGUACGACCCGGUGGGUCAAGCCUGUUACCUGGAGGCGUGCCGGGCGCUGCAGGUGGCUCCCGCCUCUUACUUCAUGCGGCACAUGCAAAGCAGCGAGCUGUCCAUGAUGCACCGCGGGCUGGGCCCUCAGGGCACCAGAGCUGUGGCCGUUGCCCUGGUAACCAACACCUCGGUGCUCCAGCUGAACCUGCAGGGUAACUGGAUGGAAGGAGCAGGAGGAGGUGCUGUAGCCCAGAUGCUAACGGAGAACUGUUACAUCACAGAAGUCGACCUGUCCCACAACCGUCUGGGGGACCUCGGGGCCGGAGCCGUGGCCGCCAUGCUGAGGGGGAACGGUACCCUGCGGAGCCUCAACCUGUCGGGGAACCGGCUCACGGCCCGGUCCGUGGAGCAGCUGGGCCUGGCGCUGGUCCACAACUCCAAGCUGCAGCACCUGGACCUGAGCCACAACGCUCUGGGAGAGGAGGCAGGCCGACACCUGGGAGACGCUGUGUCUGAGAACACGGGCCUGAGGUCGCUCAGCCUGGCCUGGAACGCCAUCCGAGGGGCCGGAGCUGUGAUGUUACAACGCGGCCAACCUCGGGAGGAGGCGUACGACCCGGUGGGUCAAGCCUGUUACCUGGAGGCGUGCCGGGCGCUGCAGGUGGCUCCCGCCUCUUACUUCAUGCGGCACAUGCAAAGCAGCGAGCUGUCCAUGAUGCACCGCGGGCUGGGCCCUCAGGGCACCAGAGCUGUGGCCGUUGCCCUGGUAACCAACACCUCGGUGCUCCAGCUGAACCUGCAGGGUAACUGGAUGGAAGGAGCAGGAGGAGGUGCUGUAGCCCAGAUGCUAACGGAGAACUGUUACAUCACAGAAGUCGACCUGUCCCACAACCGUCUGGGGGACCUCGGGGCCGGAGCCGUGGCCGCCAUGCUGAGGGGGAACGGUACCCUGCAGAGCCUCAACCUGUCGGGGAACCGGCUCACGGCCCGGUCCGUGGAGCAGCUGGGCCUGGCGCUGGUCCACAACUCCAAGCUGCAGCACCUGGACCUGAGCCACAACGCUCUGGGAGAGGAGGCAGGCCGACACCUGGGAGACGCUGUGUCUGAGAACACGGGCCUGAGGUCGCUCAGCCUGGCCUGGAACGCCAUCCGAGGGGCCGGAGCUGUGAUGCUGGCCAACGGCCUCGGGGGAAACAUUUCCCUCCGAGCGGUGGACCUGACGUUCAACGGCUUUGGUGGAGAAGGAGCCGUCGCUCUAGGACGAGCCCUGAAGGAGAACGCCUCCCUGGAGGAGCUGAACGUGAGUAACAACCGAAUCCCCCCUGAAGGAGCGCUCCACCUCGCCAUGGGCCUCAAGAGGAACAACACCAUCAAAUCCCUGAAGGUGGGGAGGAACCCCAUCCAGACUGCCGGGUGCUACGGGAUUCUCCAGGCUCUGCAGGAAAACCCACAGUCCGCCAUGGAGCAGUUAGACUUGCCGGACGUCACGGUGAACCAAGACUUUGACGAUUUGUACUCGGCGGUGAAAGAAAUGUUCCCGGCGCUUACAGUAAAUCACGGGGGCAGAACUGGUGCUUUCAAAAAGCAAAAGCUUGAAAAAGUGUGACUGUAAUUGCUGUUAGAUGCCUGGGGAGAUGGAAGGAGUCAAAACCCCGUGGACGAGUAAAGGGUGGAGGCAGGCGAGGAGAAAGGCACCAAAGCAAAAUCACGCUGAAUAAAAUACAUUCAUGGGAAUAAAAAUUGUAUAACCAAUCAAUUUAAAAUGAAGUUUAUUCAGAGAGUUUUCACCUUCCAAAUACGUGUGCUCACAGAAAAAUAAAGGUUCAAGCACCAAGCUGAUUUUAGGCCUCUGCUCCGAAAACUGAAUCCCCAACAUCCCCAAAGUCUGUAUCACUGCACCCACUAGGGCUACUUUAAUCAUUUUUACCUUUUUAAACAUGUUUUCUUUUGUUCAGAUGUGAACAUAUCAGUUUAUAUGUUACUGGGUAAGAGUAAAUGAAGAUGGCACACAGAGAAAAUAUUAAAAUGUCAGGUCCGAAUUGAAAAAAAGCACUUCCAGGAUGAUUAUAUGUUUGGAAUGAGGCAGUUGAAAGGUUUAACACUCUCACAAAUCAUAUUAAAAUAUGUUAACAUUCUCACUGCCAAGUUUGACUUCGAAAAAGUGAAGCAGAACAAAGUUAAAAGGUUUUAGUCCAGAGAAUUUAG
Molecule: messenger RNA, 2378 nt
Organism: Pseudoliparis swirei
Lineage: Eukaryota; Metazoa; Chordata; Actinopteri; Perciformes; Liparidae
Gene: lrrc74b
Product: leucine rich repeat containing 74B
Exons: 15
Coding region: 1-1779 (592 amino acids)
Molecular function (GO): protein binding
Source: RefSeq, a predicted model, not a curated record